GAAAUAUCGAUAUUUCAAGUGACAGCUUAACGACAGUUUUUAUACCGAUAACGUUAUUAUCUGAUUUCUGGUUAUUAUUAAAUAAAAUGCCUAAUAAGAAAGGUGUGCUCUACAGAUCCGGACAUGACUAAGCGUUUCGACACACAUCGUCAUGUCAUAAAUAAUAAAAUGAUAGUUUUUACAAGGUAUUCCCUAAACAAACAGAGAUAAGAAAAAAAUAUUGAUUAUUUCUGCAUGCAGUCAUAAAUUUUGUGAAGAAAAGAAAAAAAUGCUAAUCCAUAUAGUUUUAAUUGUAGCCCUGUUUAAUCUGAGCUCUGAAAAUCUACUUUGCAAUCUUCAAAGUUCAAAAAUUACUUGUAACGAUAUCAAACAAGAAGAUCUGUAUAGUAAUAUAACUGUAAUCGUCAACCCAGAUGACGUCUCGUAUUUAAAAAUUAGUAACAGUUCAAUAUCGUCCAUCGACAGAAACAUGUUUAAACAUUUCAAAUACUUACAUACUCUAAAUUUAGAAAAUAUACAACUUAAAAAUAUUUUGCAAGCUUCAUUUGUAGAUCUAUCUGCUCUUAUGAAUCUUCUGUUACAUGACAAUCUAUUAGAAAAUUUUAAUUCAGAUAUUUUUGAUCCAGAUAAUGUACUAAAAUCAUUGGAUUUAUCUAAUAAUCUUAUUGCGAAUUUAGAUAACUUUAACAUAAGCAGUUUUUCUACACUAAAACUAAUGAACAUAUCGAAUAAUAAAUUGCAUUCUUUGCCGAAAGAAAUUCUAAAUAAAUUACAGACUGAAGAUGAUUUUUAUUUAAUCAUAGACAAUAAUCCCUGGAACUGCGACGACACCGACUGGAUAGAAGAUCUGGAUACAAAUCUAAUAGCAGCAUUUUGUAAAGAUUUUACCGAAGAUGACUAUGUUCAAAACGAUGCUCCUACUGCGGACUUUGUGGAUGAACCAAUGGUUCAAAAUAUAGACUCCAUAAAAGAAACUAAAUCUAAUAGGAACGCUUUUUCCUACGAAAAUAAAUGUUUUUCCUACUGUACACUUUGGUUCAUCGGAGGAGUAUGGUUGGGAGUUAUAUUGGGCAAUGCUUUUAAAAUCAAGAAACUUAUAUGUAGACCAAACAUUAGAUGUGUGCAGGAACGAGAUACUCAAUGCGAAAUGACAAAUCUACGAUUAAAAGAGUGAUGAUACAAUGGAAAUGGAAGUUCAUUAUUAUCUUGGAGAUACGUGGAAGCAUCGAAGCAAAUUAAAUCUGUUAAUAAAGAGAUGAUAAGUUUAUUUUAUUAUAUAUUUUAAUUUUGAUCAAACUGAUGUAACUAUUUAAUAAAUUUUGUAUUUGAUUUUUA
Messenger RNA from Psylliodes chrysocephalus, 1335 nucleotides. The record is from the annotation of a GenBank genome assembly. NCBI's taxonomy places the organism in Eukaryota, Metazoa, Arthropoda, Insecta, Coleoptera, Chrysomelidae.